UUAAGCUCCUAUAAAUACCUUAUCAUUGGUUUUUAAGAGUCAUCCAAGUAGCCCAAGUAGAAAUCUAGAGUAAACAGUUCACAGAUUCAUAAGACUCAUUUUCUGUUCCCGAACAUGAAGCAAAAGAUAGUCAUGAAGGUGCAGCUGACCUCCGAGAGAUGCAGAACCAAGGCCUUGAAGAUUGCUGCAGUUGCCAAAGGUGUGAGCACGGUGUCCAUACAAGUAGAGAAAGAGCAUGUUGAGGUGAUCGGAGACGAAGUUGAUGCAGUUGACUUGGCUAAAUCAUUGAAGAAGAAGCUUGGCUUUGCCACCAUAGUAAGUGUUGAAGAAGUGAAAAAACCGGAAGAAAAACCAGCUGAGCAGCCUGAGCCAAUUCAAUGGGCAUCAAACUAUAUUCACUAUCCACAGUAUCCAGCUGUGCAGUACUACUAUGAUGGAUCCUACAGAUGGUAAAUUCAGCAAUUCAAAAUUAAGUGAGUUUGACGACUCAGCAAUUCGUGGCCCCUAGUUUGAAUCGGCUGUUGGAAAAUAUUAGUGUUUAUGUUUAUUUUAUUAUUUAGAUUUUUCUUGUUAGUUUAGAAAUUGGGUAUAGCCCAUCCGAAUUAGGGUUUCUUAAGUUUAGUUCUCUAUAAAUAUUAUUUGUAAUUUAGUUUGAGAAACAAAUAAUUCACAAUGUAACCUCUUAGAGUUUUGUAGUCGUUUCGGUAUUCUCGUUUGUUUAAUAAUAUUCUUAUUAUUGUGUA
Malus domestica (apple) is the source of this 743-nucleotide messenger RNA. Its product is annotated as heavy metal-associated isoprenylated plant protein 16-like. Gene Ontology annotation, molecular function: metal ion binding. The record is from RefSeq and is a predicted model, not a curated record. Lineage: Eukaryota; Viridiplantae; Streptophyta; Magnoliopsida; Rosales; Rosaceae.